AUGUUUGAGUAUGUCCGUAUCUGGCUCUCAGUUUCUAACGACCACUUACUACAGGUGUUCCUAGCUGUGCUUGUCACUUUGGGAAGUGGUGCCCCACAAGGGUACAAAUUAGAUAAUCCCUCCAGACCUGGACUGACAACAGGGCCAGGAUUCUCCUCUGGAGUGGGAAUUACAAGUGGAGCAGGAAUCUCCUCUGGAUCCGGAUUUACAACUGGAUCAGGAGUUACAUCCGGCGGAGUCUCGGCUGGAGUAAGCUUUACCGCUGGAUCUGGAGGACAUUCAUUCGGAUCUGGAGGACUUUCACAUGGAUCCGAUGGACUUUCCGGAACGGGAGCUUCUACUGGAGCCGGAGGCUUUACUGGUGCUGGAGCUACUAGCGGAUUGAUUGGAGGUGGAAUUUCUUCCCUUACUGACGCCACUGCCGCUGGAUGCAAGGAGGGAGAAAUUCUGCAUGUGGAUGGAACUUGCGUAGUUCCUGAAGUGUCUAGGAAAGUUUUUGUUGUGGAUGUUCCCCAACAACAACAGCUAUCAGGUCCUCCACCAAGUGUUCCUCCUCCUAAAGUGGAUCAUAAUAUCCUGUUUGUGCGCCUUCCUGAAGAAGGUCUUGCACCUGAACCUAUCGUUAUUCCUCCACCAAGGCAAAACAAUAUUGUAUACGUUCUCAACAAGCAGAAUGAACAGGCUCAAAGGGUCAUUGAAGUCGAAGCUCCUCCACCGUCAGAGCCCGAAAUCUACUUCGUCAACUAUGAUGAUGGAGAAAAUCCUACUCUUCCUGGAGGUAUCGAUCUUCUUACUGCUCUUGGAUCCGCUGCCGAGACUGGCGGAGAAGUAAUUGGUGUCGUAGGAGGCGCUGGUACUGCUGGAGGUAUUGGAGGAGUCUCAGGUCUGCAAGGAGGAGGCGCCGGAGAGGGCGGCAUUGGCGGAAGCGGCGCUGGUCUUGCAGGUGGCGUGGGCGGAAGUACCGGACACGGCGGUAUUAGUGGAGUUUCUGGCCUUGGAGGUAACCAAGGAGUUUCUAGUGGCGUAUUUGGUGGAAACGUAUCAAAUGGUGGAUUUGGAAUCAGCGUUGGAAGUACCGGUGGACAAGUCCGACCAGGAUCCCAGGGUAAUUUUGGUUCCCCAUCAGGUCUAUAUUCAACACCAUAGACGAUAAAACGUCUGCUUACUGAAUUGUACAAGAAAUCUCCAUUAUUUAUUGAAAUAAAUAUGUAUUGCAUAUA
This is a messenger RNA of Penaeus chinensis, 1220 nucleotides long. Its product is annotated as pupal cuticle protein 36a-like. Lineage: Eukaryota; Metazoa; Arthropoda; Malacostraca; Decapoda; Penaeidae. The transcript has a single exon. The record is from RefSeq and is a predicted model, not a curated record. The coding region runs from base 1 to 1146 and encodes 381 amino acids.